Messenger RNA from Ctenopharyngodon idella (grass carp), 2706 nucleotides. RefSeq names its product RAB3A interacting protein (rabin3)-like 1 (gene rab3il1). The record is from RefSeq and is a predicted model, not a curated record. The transcript is spliced from 12 exons. Gene Ontology annotation, molecular function: guanyl-nucleotide exchange factor activity. Lineage: Eukaryota; Metazoa; Chordata; Actinopteri; Cypriniformes; Xenocyprididae. Gene Ontology annotation, biological process: exocytosis. Bases 278 to 1567 code for a protein of 429 amino acids. Gene Ontology annotation, cellular component: Golgi to plasma membrane transport vesicle.
GGGCCCUCUAGUGGAGGAAAUGCAGCUCUGCGUGUGGCCCCGUUGUGUUUCAUUAACCCGUGCCUGACCACAAGAGCUGGAACUUCGUUCAGGGUCGAAACAACCGAUGUGAAGAUCCUCAAAACAUGCAAACAUCAUCUGAGGGUGUUUCACAGGAAUGGAGAUACUGAAAGUGUAUGAAGAGUCACUCGAGGUCACUGCGGCUGGCUGUAAGAAAUGCAGGUGAAGUAAACACUCUCAGGGCAAGUGUGUGUGUGUUUGAGUGAAUCUACUUUACAUGAUGGACACUUUUGAAGGAAUCCAUCGUGUGCAGCUCUCCUCCUCUCCUCCAGCACGCUCCAGGUCUGUUCCAGGGUACGAGCUGCUGGUGGCAGGGAAUUCUGGGAUAGCAGUAUACUCAUCAGCUACGUUCUUCGGCAAUGGUGAUCUUACGGAUCAGCAUACGGCAGAGGAAGAGAGAUGCCCGGUCGGGAGAUUGGUCGACCUGGAUCCAGAGCCGAGCCCCAGAUUGGGGGGUGAUGGGGGGCAGGGGAAGAAGAUGCCCCCGGAGGAGGCAGGAGCGCAUAGACGAGAGACGUACGACAUGUCCCGUCUUCGGAGUUCCUCUCUGGAGAUCAAGGAGAAGGGAACAGAAUUCCUCAGAGAGCAGCUGGAUGCUGCACAAAAGGAGCUGAAGUUGAAAGACGAGGAGUGUGUCAGACUGUCUCAUGUCAGGAAUCAGCUCGAGCAGGAAUUGGAGGAACUGACUGCCAGUCUGUUUGAGGAGGCCCAUAAGAUGGUGCGAGAGGCCAACGUGAAGCAAGCGGCCGCUGAGAAGCAGCUGAAGGAGGCGCAGGGCAAGAUUGACGUCUUGCAGGCGGAGGUCUCUGCUCUGAAGACCCUGGUGUUGACCUCUACGCCCUCCUCCCCGAACCGCCAGCUCCAUCCUCAGCUGCUGUCUCCGGGCUCCAGCCGGACCCGAGGCCACACGCGCAACAAGAGUGCCAGCGGUGCCCUACAGCUGCACACGGAGCCGGUGACGACUGAUGUCGCGGCAAACCGGGAGGACAGAGAGCUGGACUCGGUGUUGUUUGCCGAGUUCCUCUCGUGGAAGGAGGCGCCUGGUCUGGAUCGCUCCUCUGCGUUCAUCAGCAGGGUGUACAGGGAAGAUAUCGGACCCUGCCUGUCAUUCACAUGCGCUGAGUUGUCUCAGUCUGUCCAGCGCGCGGUGGAGAACAACUCUCUCACCAUCGAGCCGGUUGCGAUGUCGUCGCUGCCCACGGUCAAAGCCAUCGAAUGUGGAGGACCCAACGGUUGCCGGACACCCAUAGAAACUAAGUGUGCGUUGAGCGGUAUGUCCCGCCCCUGCCGACAUCGCAUCAAACUGGGAGAUAAAGAGAAUUACUACUAUAUAUCUCCGUCUAGCAGAGCACGGAUCACAGCGGUGUGUAACUUCUUCACUUACAUCAGGUACAUCCAGCAGGGCCUCGUCAGACAAGAUGUUCAGCAGAUGUUUUGGGAAGUGAUGCGUCUGCGGAGAGAGAUGAGUGUGGCCAAACUGGGAUAUUUCCUGACGGAAGAGAGCUAGAGAACCAGAAAACACAAACACAGAAACACAGCAACAGCACGGUCAUCUCAACAUUCACCCAAACACUCCCAUGAUGCCGUUUAUAGCUACAUAUUCAUGUAUGUUUCCAGUGAAGCACUACAGAAGAAUUCCCAGAAUACCUCCAUCCUCUGAGCCAAUGGAAUAACAGCAUUACGGUUCUGCUGUCGACAGGUUUUGUGUUUUUUUUCGCUUUCGGAAGGACUGAACGCAGUAAAUGUGUCACUUAAACAUCUGUAAGACAUUUAUAUUUGCAAAGAAAUUCAGAGUCAUCCAUUAAACACACAAUGGCAAAUAGUCAAACCUUAGAUGUUUUCAUUUUUAGAAACAGUGACAGACGAAAAUUAGUCAAAUCUUAAACAGUUUGACAGAAUUCUAGAAAGAUAGUAAAAUAACUGGCUUGUAUUUGUCUGUUCUUCCAAAACAGUUCUGCAAAUAUGUUAAUGAUUAAUACUAGUUGGAAUCUCAUUAUUACGAUAAUUCCACCAAUAGAAUCAGUUCUGGAAUUCUAAGGCUGUUCUAGAACUUCAUAUGAAGGUACUGCAGAUAUCACAUUUUUGAACACUAUCUUGAAUGUGCAAUGCACAUAUAACACUACAGCGCUUUCUGUCCCAGCAUGCUUAGUGCAUCAGUGAUUUCUGUGCACAGUAACGGUUUACAGCUUUGAUGGACAAUCCUCCAGAGAUCUUUUCUAUGCAACCUCCUUAAAGUGCCAUGAAAUGUGAGUCUGUUACGGACACUCCUGCACACAUUAUGGAAGCUAAACCAUCUUAAUCACUCCAUAUUAUUCCCCUGUAGAUAUUAACUGUUGCUUGAUUGACAAUCGCUGUCUUACUGCACAAAUACAGUGUUUACAGUGACUUUAUGGACCGUAGAUGCCAUAUUUAAUUUGAUGCGAGUGAAAACAUGCUUCAGUCUUGUUUUUUUUUUUCAACUGGAAACGUUUUGCAAAUAUAUUUGCAGUGUUUUGUCAGCCUUGUUUUCAUUCGUGACUCAUUAAAUAUGGCAUCUGCCCUCAGGUCCAUUGCUUCAGUGCCAUUGCGUGUAAGUUGAACUGCCUCGUCAUGUUAAAUAUGACCUUGUGUGUUUUCAGUCUAUUAAAAGCAUCUUCAGAAUAUGAA